UGUGUGCCUUUAGGUAGAGCAGUGACUCCCAGGCCGCCCAGCGCUGUUUUGUUCAUUUAUCUUUAAGAAAAGUUAUUCUAAAUUUCUUUGAGUCAUAUUUGACUAUAACAGAAGCUAUGGGCCAGCGCUGGUCCCGGCAGCUCUGCCUCACCCACCCGUUCCCACCUCUAGGAGAAAUCGCACAUCGAGGUGUUCCUGCGCCCGCUGUCCCAGGGCGCCAGCGCCCUCGUCUUCUUCAGCCGGAGGACGGAUAUGCCCUUUGUCUACAACACCAGCCUGGCCAAGCUCCACUUCCCCGAGGACACCGUGUAUGAGGUGCAAGAUGUGUACAGCGGGAAGACCAUCAGCGGCUUAAAGACGGGAGACAGCUUCUCGGUCGUUAUCAACCCGUCGGGGGUGGUGAUGUGGUAUCUGUAUCCCACGGUGCUCCCAGCGCAGCCCUGUCACGUUGGCAGACGGCAAGCCCGUGGUGAGGGUUUCCAGCCAUUCCUCCUGUGACAAGGCUCAGCGGACAGGGGUGUGGGUCAGUGCGGGGGGAGCCGUGAGAUGCUGGGGCACGUGGCUCUUCACUGCACAAGUGCCUUUCGCUGACGUGCCCAGGUCAUUCCUUGGGUACCAGCCUGAUGAUUACUGCUCGGUCUGCGUAAAGGCAAGAAUUCUCGUUACUCGGCUCCUAAGACUGUGCAGAGCAUGAUUGCUUGGUGAUUGCAAAGCCCUUUGAGAUCCUCCUGUGGAAGUUCCAUACAAGCAGAGUCCAGCUGCCAUUGGAGUUUGUCAGCUCUGACACCUGAACACUUCACUGCUUUGAACUGAGUACCACCAGCUGCUGCAGGGACUGUUUGCACUAUGCAUGUAGAAAGGCCUUGGAUGCUUUAGUGUGAAAUUCUGAUACAGAAGUGAACCAGGUGAGAGAAUUCCAGAACCCACCAGAACAAACUGUCUGGUGGGUGUAACAACACUGAUCUCUGAAGUAGCUGGACCAUUCAGACUCGUCAGAUAAAGAUGAAUUAUUUCUGCUUUUCCUUUAUCUAAUCUACACUUCCCUCCAUUUUAUGUUAUUCCAUUUGGCUUGCCCCACGUAAAGUUUUGAGUUUGGGUGUAUUUGAUUCUUUUCAGAAAAAAGUUGUUGUUUUAAAGAACUUGUUGUAAAUCUGUCAUUUGUUGUUAUGUAUUCUGUUUGAUAAAGAGAUUUUCCUGCAUUUUUCCAGCACAGCUAAAACCAGAGAAUUAAAAGGCUGUAAAGAUCGCA
Columba livia (rock pigeon) is the source of this 1249-nucleotide messenger RNA. RefSeq names its product alpha-N-acetylgalactosaminidase. The transcript has 2 exons. The coding region runs from base 253 to 498 and encodes 81 amino acids. The record is from RefSeq and is a predicted model, not a curated record. NCBI's taxonomy places the organism in Eukaryota, Metazoa, Chordata, Aves, Columbiformes, Columbidae.